This is a messenger RNA of Parascedosporium putredinis, 1803 nucleotides long. The record is from the annotation of a GenBank genome assembly. Lineage: Eukaryota; Fungi; Ascomycota; Sordariomycetes; Microascales; Microascaceae.
AUGGCCUCCCGGACCCCGGCUAGGCCUCACCCCUUCCUCGACGAAGUCGACCGCGAAGCCAUCGAAGCCGAGCGCAACGCCUCCCCCACGCCUUCCCCGGGCCCCGACCCCUCUCCCGCUCCCACUCCGCCGCCCGCACCCCGCCGCCCCAGCGACGAGAUCGAGCGUGUCUCCACCACCGCCUCCUCCGCCACCACCUCGUCCCACCAACCCCGCGACGCUGGCGUCCGCGCAGCGGCCGGCACCGGCACCGGCCCGGAUGCCGACCAGCUCUCCUACCGCGCCACCUCCAUGAGCCGCGUGCCCACCCACCUCGAGCCCCUCGACCGCUACCCCACCGAUCUCGUGCGCAUAGCUACCCAGCGCAGCCAGCACUCCGAGACCGUCGGGCGCCGCGUGAGCACCCGCCGCUCGCGCUUCUCCCGCCGCUCGGAAAACCCUUGCCUGCGUUUGGCGGCGGCAAGGAGUACCCCCAUGCUGCCCGAGAGGGACGAGUACGUGGUCGAGUUUGACGGGGAGGAUGACCCGUUGCAUCCUCAUAACUGGCCGUUCAAGAAGAAGCUCUACACCGCCGCCAUCCUCGGCUACACCACCCUCGCCGCCGUCUUCGCCUCCUCCCUCUUCACCCCCGCCGUCUCCCAAAUCUCCGAAGCCUACCACGUCGGCACCACCCUCAAGGGCCGCCGCCUCCCCAUCAUCCUCUCCAUGUUCGGCUUCACCCUCUUCUCCAUCGCCACCGGCACCGCCGAGAACCUGCAAACCAUCAUCAUCUGCCGCUUCUUCUCCGGCCUCUUCGGCGCCGGGCCCAUCGCCGUCGUCGCCGCCGUCUUCUCCGACAUGUUCGACAACCGCACCCGCGGCAUCGCCAUCACCAUCUUCUCCAUGACCCUGGCGCUGGACCGCCUACCUCCCCGCCAUCAUGGGCGCCGUCGCCUUCCUCCUCGACAUCACUUUACUCGAGGAGACGUACCCCCGGCCAUCCUCGUCGGCAAGGCCUCGGAGCUGCGCCGCCGCACCCGCAACUGGGGCAUCCACGCCAAGCAGGAGGAGAUCGAGGUCGACCUCCGGGAGCUCAUCAGCAAAAACUUUUCUCGUCCCCUGCGCCUCCUCUUUGGCGAGCCCAUCGUCCUCCUCCUCACCAUCUACACCGCCUUCAUCUACGGCCUCCUCUACCUCUUCAUGACCUCGUACCCCGCCGUCUACCAGCGCGUCCACGGCUUCUCCCGGGCCAGGCCGGCCUCCCUUCCUCGGCAUGAUUUGGCGUCUCCCACCGUCGCCAUUGGCGGCGUCGCCUUCACCAUUGGCAUCUUUUGGUUCGGCUGGACGGGCUACAACCCCAAGAUCCAUUGGAUCGUCCCCACCCUCAGCGGCAUUUUCACCGGCUUCGGUCUCCUCUCCAUCUUCUUGCAGGCCAUCAACUAUCUCGUUGAUGCCUACCUCAUGUUCCAACACCUUCCUCCGCUCCUCGCCGGCGCCGCCUUCCCCCUCUUCGCCAACCAAAUGUUUACCGGCCUCGGCGUCCAGUGGGCAGCCACCCUCCUCGGCUGCGUCGCUGCCGUCCUCGUCCCCAUCCCCAUCGUCUUUUACAUUUACGGUGCCCGUCUACGCGAGCGCUCCGCCUUCGCCCCCGUCAUGCAGCCCCACGCCGACCCUCACUCUGCCGAGGACGAAGAGGAGGUCAACAAGGAGGCCAACGGGGCCUCUUCCGCCAUCGGCGAGAAGCGCAACAGCCUCAGCGCCGCUUCUGUUCAGGGUCGCGGCCCACAGAAUGGGGCUGCAGCACGCGGAGCGAACAUGGUUUAG